AUGUCUUCCGCGGUCCGGAGUCCGCGCAAAAAAUUGCAAAGUGACGCGUCCGACCCGGUGAGUUUUGCUUGAUGAUUAUUAAAUUGAUUCUUAUCACUUUGUUUAAUGUCAAAGUUAAAGUGUAAUUUCCUAUUUCAAGAUAUCGGUUUCAGGAUCGAACAAACUCGCCAUAUAGUCUCCGAGAGACGUCGAAAAUACCCUCCAGAUAUCGUGAUGACGAGCUGUACAUGUCACCAUCUCGUGCUCCGAAACGUUCUUCGGUGGGAUCGCCUAAGAAGUGAGCACAGCUGAAAAGCCGUGAUGAUGUUUCUUUUUGUUUCCAGGUCUCCUUCAAAGCGCGUAAAUGGAAGAGACUCGCCUGCCGUCAGCAGUCUCAGUAGGAAUUCCAGUUUGACGAUGCUGGCUAGAGCGGCUCUCGGGGAUUACGAAUCUACCAGCAGUGGCUUGGAUUAUGUAGGAGACUGCCAUGAAGAUGGUUAUUCAUAUUUUUCAAAGUUCCAGACAGAGCGCCGCCCACCUCGUCGACAACUGGCACUAUCACCUGCUCCGCCACCUAAUAACGACCCACUCGCUAAAGAUCUAGAAAUGAUAGAAAUGCAUCAGAACCUCGUGGCCGGACUCGAUGACCUUGACAAUCCGGCGAACAUGACGAACGAGGCCGUUGAACACAGAAGCGCUCAGUCCUUCUUCAACAUUUUCACUUCCGACAUGGAGAGGGACGCCAUGAAAAGACAGUUCAAAUGUGUGAAAAAUCAGACGAGUGAAGAUGUGAGCACUUACAUGAGAGCUAACAUUAAGAAGCUAUACAAUCUGCUCAGAUACAAAAAGGUUAUACUUCGAUAUUCUGGAUGUUGGCUGAUUUCUGUAUAUAUUCAGGCAAGACAAUGGGUAAUGUGCGAGUUUUUCUAUUCGGCCAUCGACGAACAGAUUUUCAAAGAAGAAAAUGAGUUUGCCACGAUUCUCCGUGAAUCAUUCCCAAAUCUGAAAAAUUGGAAAUUAAACCGGGUCGAGUGGCGGACGAUCCGACGACUGCUCGGAAAGCCUCGCAGAUGCUCAAAGGUUUUCUUCGAGGAAGAACGAGCAUAUCUCGAAGAAAAAAGAAUGAAGAUCCGCAGUGUAUACGAAGGAAGUUAUCUAAAUGUCAGUUUCGAUGCAAACAUUCUCUUUUACAAUGGUAUUUCAGGAUCCAUCGAUUGAUUUGAAAGAUCUUCCUGCAAAGCUUCCUCGUCCGAUGAUUGUCGGCAAUCGAGUAUUUGCUCGCAUUCGCACUCCGUACGAUGGGAUAUACUCUGGUAUUAUUGAUGCGGUUAUUCCAAAAGGGUUCCGAAUAAUCUUUGAUAAGGUUUGAGACGCUCCGUAUUCGUAUUCUGAGUUCUGCUUGUUUCAGCAUGACAUUCCUCCAACAUUGGUUAGUGACACUGAAGUGCUUCUUGAUGGAAAAUCAGAACUGCUCAGCAUUGCUUACUUUAUUGAGCAAGCCAAUUCAAAAUUGCCUUCUGGAGUCCGUCCGUUCGUCGCCGCUGUCCGGGAUUCCAACAGACCUCAUUUGGUCCGUGACGAGUUGGUCGCAAGGAAUAUCGACAGAGGAGGGCCGUUGAAUGGACCGAACGAUGAAAGAUUGAAUGGACGAAAUGCUGAAAUGGUUGGAAAUUUCCCGUUAAAGUUCCUUGUGAACCUGGUUAAACUGACCAAGCUGUCUGAGAUCAAAAAAGUAUUAGUCCGGCAGUUGAACGAACUGAACGGAGAAGCCGAAAUGCAUAAUUUGACCAGUGAUGAGUAUCCGUCGGAAUUCCAGGUAAUGCUGAUAAAAUUAAACCCAGAAAAGAUAGGGUUUUCCAGGAGAAGUACGCAAAAGUGAUCAUCGAUCUGGAGCACGUCAACCAGAACAUUGAUGUUAACAUGAACGGAAUUCAGGAUCAUCAUAUGUACUACACUUCACAUGAGGUACACAUUUUGCUUUACAUUAGAAAGCUUCAUAAUAUCCUGUUCUUAGAUGCAAAAUGUGAGACCAGAAGCAGUCAAAAAAGUUUGCUACCAGCAAGCGGGACGAUUUGUGGAGCACUGUAAUCAAGGAUUGAAUGUGGAGAAUGUACACGCACUGACACUGAUUCAGGCUCUCACAGCUGUUCUUCUGCAGGUAGCCACGCGAAGAGAGUGUUGGCUAAUAUUUGUUUUCAGGUUCGAGCGAUGGGAAGUCAGAAAAUCUCAGCUGUGGAUCUGCAGUCAUUUGGCGACGUUGUCACCGAUAUUCGCAACCAGAUUAAUCCUCGAAACGUGGCAUUCUUCCAAGACUACGUGGAAGUUCAUCUGAAGCAAUUCCACACCAUAAUGGUUGAAAGCGGCGCUCUCUCGGGUGCCGUGUCCAGCAGGAAAUGA
Messenger RNA from Caenorhabditis sp. 36 PRJEB53466, 2376 nucleotides. The record is from the annotation of a GenBank genome assembly. Lineage: Eukaryota; Metazoa; Nematoda; Chromadorea; Rhabditida; Rhabditidae.